GAAUGGUUAUAAAACAUUUUAAAAGAAGUGUUUUCAAUCCGUUAAAAUAACGUUUUGAUACACAGACCUGCGCAUGCGCAGUGCUCCGCGGAAGGAUAUAGCGGCGCACAGCAGCAGCAGACAGAAGGAGCAGAAGUAUAUAAAGAUGCGCCUGGUGAGUUUUGUUGCCUUCCUCCGACUGACAAAAAGUUUAAGCAACUUUUAAAGUAAAUAUUCCAGAGGAAUGCUUAAACCAUGAGUGCCAAACAAAAGGUCUGUUGACACUUUUUUUUAGAUUAAAUUGGACUCUGUGUAAUGCUUGACACUCUAGACUGCAGAAGAAGAACAAACUGCAUAGAAAAUAAUGUAAAUUGCGUGAAAUGACUUCAGUCCCCACUGGCAGUGUUUCAUAGCGACUCCUGGCUGAACGCCAUCAGGCCCGGGGUGAGUUCCUCCCAGCAGUCCGGCUCACUUCCUGUCCUGCGUUCGAAGGGGGGGGGGGUGUGUAAGGUGUCAUAGGGCUCUGGCUCAGCUUCCAGUUGUCACCUGGUGCAGCGUGCAGUGCUCCGGAGCGCCACCCAGCUGCCCACGGGGGGACGGGGACGUGGAUGCGCCACUGCUCCCGUCAGCCUGCAUGUAAAUAUUCAUGUGUUCAUUCAUUCCACGGCCGUUCACCCAGUGUAACUGCAACAUCUGAGAGAGAGAAAUGUUCAGCCAGGCCGUCCGCUUCGCUCCAGUUGAAUCACUCCGGUGUGUGUGUGUGUGUGUGUGUGUGUGUGUGUGUGUGUGUGUGGGAGGGCGUGAGAGUGAGCGAGGGAGAAAGUGCACGCAGCUCUCAGUCAUUCAUCUCUCAGAGGGAGGAGAGGAAACUACAGCAGGAGAGGGCAAGAAGCUUCUGUCUUUUUUUAUAGGACAAAUGAACUUCUCCAGUCGGUGUUUGAGUCUGGACGCCUCUCAGAGCAGCUCCUCUCCAGCUCCUCCUCUCCUUCACCUCCUCUCCAGCUCCUCUCCUCCUCGCUGCUCCUCCGGCUGAAACCUGUGGUGCUGCUCAGACUCUUCUCCCCGGUCUCGUCUCUCUCCAGACCUCUGGCUGCCGUUCAGAGUUCAGGUGACCUCAGGAGGACCGGCCUCACAUCCCCGAGCUCCGGGAAGGGAAGAGGAGGAGGAGGAAGAGGAGGAGGAGGAGGAGGGCGCGUCCCACUGAGGAAGAGCAUCCUCCACCCUGAAGCAACAGGACUUCAGAAAUCUGAUCAAAACAAACAGACUGAGACUCUAAAAGGGGCCGAGGUUGACUCGUCCGGGGAUAUCUGCGACCGGAGAGCGAGACCCGGGACGGCCCAGACCGCGCUGCAGAAUGGAUCUCCCACCAAUCAGAGGUUUAUCUGAUGUGCCGUGAGCACCCUGACCCCGCCCCGGCCUCCAGCCCCGGUGCCGUCCAGCGUCACCAGGAUGGACCCGACUCACUCCCUGAGGAUGGAGCUGGACUCCGUGCUGUCGCUUGACCAGAUACGUGCCAUCCGGGCCAACAAUGACUAUGUGGACAGGCCCGUGGCGCUGGAACCCGCAACCCAGUCUGGAUUUUUUUAUGCCCACGAUGACCGAUACCCUCACGGAGUGUACUCCCACCACCCGCAGCCGUCCUUUCCCUCCGCCCUGUCCCGCAGCCAAAGUCAGCAGCAGCACGCUCACCUGUCCCACCUGAGCCGCUCCAGUACGAUAAGCUCUUCCAUGUCUCGGACCAGUGCCACCUCGGAUCAGCGGCUUCUGGCGGGCUUGACGCCGUCUCACUCCGGUCUGGGAUCGGUGGUCCACUCUCAGCCCAAAGGGGAGCUGAAGCCCGACGCCUCGCUGGGUAAACGGCUGGCGGAAGGCGAGGCGGAGCUGGGCCUCCACCAGUUCAUCUGCGAGCGGUGCGGUCGCUGCAAGUGUCAGGAGUGCUGCGCCCCCCGCCGCCUGCCCUCCUGCUGGGCCUGUGGACAGCGCUGCCUGUGCUCAGCGGAGAGCGCCGUGGAGUACGGCACGUGCCUGUGCUGCGUUAAAGGCCUGUUCUAUCACUGCUCGGCCCAGGACGACGAGGAUAACUGCGCCGACAGGCCGUGCUCCUGCGCCCCGGCCCACGCCUGUGCCCGGUGGGGCACCAUGGGGCUGCUGGCGCUGUGUCUGCCCUGCCUCUGCUGCUACCCCCCUGCCAGGCUGUGCCUUGCCCUGUGCCAGUGCACCCACGAUCGGGCCACGCGGCCCGGCUGCAGGUGCAGCAACACCAACACUGUGUGCCGCAAGAUCUCCGCCUCCAAUCCCAACCCCGGCCCCCCCUCGCUCCGCAGCAAAGCCCUGGAGAAGCCCUUAUGACAGGCUUGGACCAGGGCCAGGUGAAGCCGCCUUCCUCUUAGCCGUGGCCAAAGCAACGCUGUCGCCAGUUCACAGUGCCACAGCUGACGUGACGACAGUGCCAUCGUGACCCACCUACCUACACACGACAAACCAACCAACCAACCAACCAACCAACCAACCAACCAACCAACCAACCCACCACCCAACCAACCAACUAACCAACUUACCACCCAACCAACCAACCAACCCACCACCCAACCAACCAACCAACCAACCCACCACCCAACCAACCAACCCACCACCGACUGACCGUUAAGUGUUGUUCACCUAAUGUACCUUGAAUUUUCUUCUUCUCCAGCUCAGGAGGGACCAAAGCUUUACUGUGCCUGUUCAUGUUGAAGACUUCAUGCCUGAAAAAACAACCACAAAGAACUGAAGUCAUCUUGAAGAAGACCCUGUCAUGCUUUGCUGGACUGCCCUUCGACCUUAAACAAGACUUCUAGAAAAGAAAUCACCUCUCUCCACAUUCUGUGGUGUAGUCUGGGCGUGUUGGGAUCUAUUUAUUUAUUGUUUCACCUCCUUCCUUCCCGCCCUUUGCACAGAGAGGGGCAAUGGACCAAAUCAGGGAGGAAAGAUGCCCGUGGCAAAGCGGAGGGUCUUUGCCAACAGCCUUUCUAUGGAAAGAAGCUCCGAAGGAGAGACUGAGGUUAAAACAAAAAAAAAAAAAAAACAGCACAAAAUGUUCCAGAUGAAUGAAUGAGGAACCCAGACUGGGUCUCAGCAAAGUACAAUGGCUUCAAGUGGGAACAAAAUCAAGGCAACACAAGCAAGAACAGUUCAGCACCAAAAAGGGACCAUGCACUGUACGAACCGAGCGAAUUUCCAAGCUGUGGAGCUCAUUUGUAAGAGAAGAGAAGCACUGUGAGGUAGAUGGACAAUGUUUCCCCGGCCAAGAGCUGAAUGGGGGAUUAUUUAACCAGAGGGAGGGUGCAUCCAUUGUGACUGGGCAGCGAGCGUGUGUGUCUGUAUGUGUGUGUUCUCCUACUGUACAACAACCUGUGUUAU
Salarias fasciatus (jewelled blenny) is the source of this 3375-nucleotide messenger RNA. RefSeq names its product protein sprouty homolog 3. The record is from RefSeq and is a predicted model, not a curated record. Gene Ontology annotation, biological process: animal organ development; negative regulation of MAP kinase activity; negative regulation of fibroblast growth factor receptor signaling pathway. Gene Ontology annotation, cellular component: membrane; cytosol. Bases 1429 to 2328 code for a protein of 299 amino acids. NCBI's taxonomy places the organism in Eukaryota, Metazoa, Chordata, Actinopteri, Blenniiformes, Blenniidae. The transcript is spliced from 3 exons.